AGUUCUCCCUCUAGUCUUUACCCGCGCCGCUUUGCAGUUUGCAGCACGAAAAAGGCAGGGUCCAGGAAAGGGAAGCUUUCAAGUAGGUACAUACGGAACACGCGUUUGACAGCUAUUUACUCCAGUGAUCAGUAAAUAGCAAUCAUUCGGUAUAGUACGAGAUUUUGAGGUUGUGUUGCUCAUAAUAAGAAAUCGUGUGUGUUUACUUUACCGAAAUAAUUUAUCUCUCAUUUCUUAUAAGUCAUUAUAAAAAAAGUAAUGGCUGUGGUAAUUGAAACAACAAUUGGUGAUUUUACCAUUGACCUUUAUACAGAAGAAAGACCACAAACAUGUCUGAAUUUCCUCAAGCUGUGCAAAAUAAAAUAUUACAACUGGAAUUUAUUUUUAACGGUGCAAAGUAAUUUCAUCGCUCAAACUGGUGAUCCUACUGCUUCUGGAAAAGGUGGAGAAAGUAUUUAUGGUGUGAUUUUGGGAGACAAAGCCAGAUAUUACGAAGCAGAAAAAAUUCCUAAAAUCAAACAUGAUAGAGUUGGCUUAGUUUCUAUGGUUAAUUGUGGUGAUAACAUGCUUGGCUCGCAGUUUUUUAUUACGCUUGCACCUGACCUCCAAUCUCUUGAUGGAGAACAUUGUGUGUUUGGUGAAAUUGUUGAAGGCCUAGACAUAAUUUUGAAAUUUAAUGAAACUAUUAGUGAUGACCAACACAGGCCUUACCAGGAUAUAAGAAUAUCCCACACUUGUAUUUUAGAAGACCCUUUUGAUGAUCCCAAAGGGCUUGAAAUACCAGAUCAAAGUCCUCCACCCACCAAGGAGUUUUUAGAAAGUGAUCGCAUAGCAGCAGAUGAAGAAAUUGACGACACUGAAGGAAUGAGUCUUGAAGAAAUAGAGGAAAUGCGCAAGGAAAAAGAAGCUAAGGCCAGAGCAACUAUAUUAGAAAUUGUUGGAGAUAUUCCUGAUGCUGAUAUAGCUCCUCCAGAAAAUGUCCUUUUUGUAUGCAAACUGAAUCCAGUUACUAAUGACGAUGAUCUUGAAAUUAUUUUUAGCAGAUUUGGAAAAAUUGUUGGAUGUGAAGUUAUUAGAGACAGACAAACUGGAGAUUCAUUACAGUAUGCUUUUAUUGAGUUUGCUGACCGUAAAAGUUGUGAAGCUGCAUAUUUCAAAAUGGACAAUGUUUUAAUAGAUGAUCGGCGUAUUCAUGUUGACUUUUCUCAAUCUGUUUCUAAAAUGCGUUGGCAUGGAAAGGGAAAAGGAAUAAGAUAUUUCAAUGAUAAUGAACAAGAAAAAAAUAAAGCUAACCGAAACCCUCAGCGUAGCAGUCAUAAAAAAGAUCAUAUACGUAAUCGUUCAAGGAGUCCACGAAAAAAUGAGACUUCUAAGGAUCAGUACUAUGCAAACAAUUAUCACAAAAAAAGUCGAAGAGAUAGGAGUAGAAGUGGUGACAGAAGAAAUAAAAGUUACUCAAGUAGGGAUCGAAUGGAAAGUAGAUAUCAUACCACCCGAAAUGAUUAUGAUAAAAAUGAAAAAAGAUAUACUGAAAAAAAAGAACGUAGUAGAAGUCCAGAUCGUAAACGUUCUAGCAGAAAGAUGAGAGAAGUUGAUAAUAAGCACAAAUAUAAGCAUAGAUAAUAUUUUUGAAAUUUAAUUAACAUUGAUUAAUUUUAAUUUUUUAAUUGUUGUAAAUAUCAAGUUGAGAGCUUUUAGAUGAUGCUCCCAUGUCAGUUUCUGUUUGUAACAUAAGCAUCAUGUAUGUGGUCGGUUUCAAACGGUUUUUUCUCAAUUCUUUUAAUCGAUUUCUUAACUGUAAUACUACAAUAGAAAAUUCAUUCUUUAAAAUUGAAUACAUUUUUUUAAGUAAGUUCACCAUUUUAAUAAAUCAGGCCUCCUACCAAAUAGUGCGGGAUAAUAAAUUAUGAUCUUAAAAUACUCCGAGUGACCCAAAUUUGUGACCAAUUUAAGCUUGAAAUGCUCUUCAUCAAAUCACACAUUGUACAAUUGAAAAAAUUAUUCAAAUUAUGAGUUAGCAACUUUAAAUUUAACGUACGUAACUUUAAAUUUUACGUAUGUAUGUACAAAUAAGUAAGAAAAAAGCUUCAGGAUACAUGAUUAGCGCCAGAGUUGAACCCAAAUCUGAUGAAUGGGUACACUGGUACUUGCUGAUCUCGUUGUCUAGGUAUACUACCUAAAUACAAUUGUACUGAAGUAUUAUGAAAAAUUUUAUGAAUAAUUUUUUGUACAUAUUCAUUCAAAUCAAACAGAAAAAAAAUAUUAAAAUGAAUCUAUUACAAAAAACUGUCUUAUGGAAUAAUUGAAAGAGUGAAAGUAACCGAUGCCACAAAGAUAUUUACAGUUUUUAUAUGGUAAUUAAAUCAUUUAAUUCCAUUGAAUUGAAAGAGAAGAAUUAAAAAAAUAAAAGUACUGCUACA
This is a messenger RNA of Trichogramma pretiosum, 2420 nucleotides long. Its product is annotated as peptidyl-prolyl cis-trans isomerase sig-7. NCBI's taxonomy places the organism in Eukaryota, Metazoa, Arthropoda, Insecta, Hymenoptera, Trichogrammatidae. Bases 259 to 1623 code for a protein of 454 amino acids. The record is from RefSeq and is a predicted model, not a curated record. Gene Ontology annotation, cellular component: nucleus. Gene Ontology annotation, molecular function: RNA binding; peptidyl-prolyl cis-trans isomerase activity. The transcript has 4 exons. Gene Ontology annotation, biological process: protein peptidyl-prolyl isomerization.